AUGGAAAGCGUGCCCCCGGCUGGCAGCAGAGCCAGCAUCAGCACCCGCAAAACCGGGCACGGUUCCUUCAGUCCAAGGCCGUUUGGGGAACAAUUAUCCAUCUACCUGGGGAAGCGGGACUUCGUGGAUCACGUCGAGUCCGUGGAGCCUGUGGAUGGGGUGAUCCUGAUUGACCCGGAGUACCUGAAGGACAGGAAAGUGUACGUGACACUCACAUGUGCAUUCCGCUAUGGCCGAGAUGACCUGGAUGUCAUUGGGCUGACCUUCAGGAAGGACAUCUAUGUCCUCACCACCCAGAUUUAUCCUCCCGUGCCAGACCAGGUGCCCAAGACUCUCACUCCUUUGCAGGACAGGCUGAUGAAGAAGUUGGGAGAGAAUGCUCACCCCUUCACUUUUGAGAUGGCAACCAAUUUGCCCUGUUCGGUCACUCUCCAGCCAGGGCCGGAUGAUGCGGGGAAGUCUUGUGGUGUGGACUUUGAGGUCAAAGGAUUUUGUGCAGAAAACCUGGAGGAGAAAAUUCAUAAAAGGAACUCUGUCCGGCUGGUCAUCCGAAAGGUCCAGUUUGCACCAAUGAACACAGGCCCAGCACCCAAGACGGAGACUACCAGGCAGUUCAUGAUGUCCGACAAGCCCCUGCACCUGGAGGCCUCGCUGGAUAAGGAGGUUUAUUACCACGGCGACCCAAUUGGCGUGAAUGUCAACAUUAACAACACGACCAGCAAGAUUGUGAAGAAAAUUAAAAUAUCAAUUGAGCAAAUCACGGAUGUGGUUCUCUAUUCACUGGACAAAUAUACAAAGGUUGUGUGUUCAGAGGAGUUUACUGAGAAUGUGGCUGCCAACUCCACCUUCUCCAAAAGCUACUCUGUCACCCCCUCCUUAUCCAGCAACCGUGAGAAACGAGGCCUGGCUCUGGAUGGCAAACUCAAGCAUGAAGACACCAACCUGGCCUCCACCACUGUUUUAAGACCUGGCAUGGAUAAGGAAGUGCUUGGAAUCUUGGUGUCCUACAAAGUGAAAGUCAAUCUGAUGGUCUCCCGAGGAGGUAUCCUGGGAGAUCUCACAUCAAGUGAUGUUGCUGUGGAGUUGCCUGUUGUUCUGAUGCACCCGAAACCCGCAGACAUGAAGGAUAUUGUGAUAGAGGAAUUUGCUCGCCAGAAGCUCAAAGGAGAGAAGGAUGAUGAUGAAGAGAAGGAGGAAGAGGACAAAGGAGAGAGCUAAUGCUGCCCUGCUUGCUGCAGCCCUCUAAAGCAAUGAUCCAAAGUCUGGGGGCAGAGAUCCGUUAGGGCAUCCCUUCGUGUACGGUAUUCCAUAUGAGUACUUGGAUACUUCUGUAUUUGUGACCUGAUAAAUCCUUGUAAAUUUUACUCAUCUGCAUUUUUGAUGAAAACACCAGAACUAUCAUUGUAUCUUAGUUGUGAAGUAAUAUAUAAAGGUAAUAGUCCUGUGUGUACUGUAUAUAAAUAAAAUGUGUCUAAAGCUCCUG
Messenger RNA from Hemicordylus capensis (graceful crag lizard), 1483 nucleotides. RefSeq names its product arrestin 3 (gene ARR3). Gene Ontology annotation, biological process: signal transduction; G protein-coupled receptor internalization; visual perception. The record is from RefSeq and is a predicted model, not a curated record. Gene Ontology annotation, molecular function: G protein-coupled receptor binding. NCBI's taxonomy places the organism in Eukaryota, Metazoa, Chordata, Lepidosauria, Squamata, Cordylidae.